GCGCAAGAGAUUAAUUACGAGAUGCUCGACGAUGAAUUUGAUUUGCUGAAUCGAGUAAUCGCUAGUUUAGAGUGGCAAGUCCUUAAAAAUCGUUCGAUUGUACCCUUAGAAGUGUAUACGCAAAUUAUACAAUUCAAGCUAAAGUGGAAAAAUGAAUGGUGCGCAAAACUUACGAAUCUUCAAAAUAACAAAGUAUCCAUGAAUCAAAAAUUGCUGCGCUUUUUGUGCAAAGGACCAAAAUAUACCGAUGAAAUGACAAGAAAGAUUGCCGUUAUUAAAGACUACUUGUCAUCCACAUAUGGCUCUGCGCAAAUUUGCAAAAUUGAAAAUUAUAAACGGAAAUGUUAUAAUAAUGAAUUGGACGUGACAAGAUUAAUGGCGACUUCGAGGAAUGAAAGAGAAUUACGUUGGAUUUGGACUGCUUGGAGAAAUCGAAUGAGUCAUACGAAGGAACUUUUUCAACAAUUAGUUGAUCUUCAAAAUACUGCUGCGCGAAAUAAUGGCUACGCUGAUAUCGGAGAAUAUUGGAGGGAAGAGUUCAAGAUUCCGGAUUUGGAGAGUAUGUUCGAAGAAAUGUAUCAGCGAGUCGAGCCAUUAUAUCGGCUUCUUCAUGCUGUCGUGAGAUUCCGACUCGCGAAAUUGUAUCCCGACGUUGUUGACGUGUCUCUACCAAUUCCUGCUCAUUUAUUAGGUAACUUGUGGUCGCAAAGUUGGGAAGCGUUGAUCGACAUAGUAUUUCCAAAUUAUACCGCAAUCAUGCCGAACCUGACGAAUUCGAUGAUACAAGAAAAUUAUAAUGUCAUUAAAAUGAUAGAAACGGUAGAUGAUUUUUACGUAUCUCUCGGAUUUCCGUCCUUGACGCCAGAAUUUUGGAAGAACUCUAUCUUUAAAAGAGAAAUAGGUAGGAGAUCUAGCUGUCAUGCAACUGCUGUCAACAUGUACAAUAAGAAUGACUUCAGAAUUAUCGCAUGUUUAGAGACGAAACCAGAAGAUUUCAAUGUUAUUUAUCACGAAAUUGGUCAUAUACAAUAUUAUAUGGCGUAUCAGAAUCAAUCUUCAUUUUUUAAGAAUGGAAUCAAUAGUGCUUUCCACGAGUCGAUAGGGGAUACCAUUUCGUACGGUGCAACUUCCUUUCAACACAUGCGGCGUCUGGGAUUAAUACGCACCCCUUUCGCAUCACUCAAUUCAUUCGAAAUUAAUUCGCAGGAUUCAUUAGAAAUGGCUAUUCUUCUAAGACAAGCUCUGCUUAAAAUACCGCAACUGUCUAGUGGACUGAUAAUAGAAAAAUGGAGGUGGUCUGUCUUCUCGGGCAGGACAAAACCAUCGAGAUACAACACAUCUUGGUGGGCUUUGCAUCGUCGAUAUAUGGGCGUCGUACCACCGUCAUCGAGAUCUGAGAAAUUCUUCGAUCCUAUGGCAAAAUUUCAUGUCGCUCACAACCUACCUUAUGCUGGAUAUUUUCUGGGAAACUUUCUGCAAGUUCAAUUAUUCCAAGGAAUGUGCAAAGCAGCCUUGAAUCUGAGGGUUGAUUCCACGACGUUUGAUUUAUCUCUUCACAAAUGCGACAUUUACGGAUCAAAGGAUGCGGGAAAGUUCUUGAGGUAAAUAGCACCA
Molecule: messenger RNA, 1614 nt
Organism: Camponotus floridanus (Florida carpenter ant)
Lineage: Eukaryota; Metazoa; Arthropoda; Insecta; Hymenoptera; Formicidae
Product: angiotensin-converting enzyme
Exons: 8
Coding region: 22-1605 (527 amino acids)
Biological process (GO): proteolysis
Cellular component (GO): plasma membrane
Molecular function (GO): metallopeptidase activity; peptidyl-dipeptidase activity
Source: RefSeq, a predicted model, not a curated record